AUGUUGGAAAUUUUAAUUCUACUCGGAUUAUAGUCAAAUAAAACUUAAUAGUGUGAGAAAUUAGUAGAAUUUUCAAUCUGUGUUUUUAAUUCUAGGGUAAUUUUACCAAAGAAAUGCCAAGUCAACUUUUUUUUUAGGGAAAUGGGUAACAACGAUGGGAAAUUUUGGGAAUUCAAAAUGUCAUGUUGAUUGUUGAAUUUUAUGUCUAAACGUUUUGCAAACGUAAAUGUGUUAUAAUAUUUUAUAUAAAUGCAUCAUUGUACUGAUAAUAUAGUUGAACAAUAACGUAAAUCGUCAAUGUAUAAAUAUAACAUGAAGUUAUAGAAGUUGCUCAAUAUUAGCGUAGAGUAUUGCGUUGGUCGGGAAGAGGUGUGAUGUGUGACCGAUACCCGGGGUACUUGUUCGGUGGGACUCCUGUCAGUAGCUGGGACAGGAGUUUCAAUUCUUUGGAAAAUCAAAUACAACAGCAGUACAGAGGUCGCGUCGGCCCCCAUUCUCGUUACUGGGGCAGCAUGUCGGAGGGGGGAGGCAUAUCCGCGGCGGGAGGGGACUCUUGCAAGACGAACCUCAUCGUCAACUACCUCCCACAGUCCAUGACGGAAAAGGACUUGUACGCCAUGUUCAUGACCAUCGGACCGAUAGAGAGUUGCAGAGUUAUGAAGGACUUCAAGACUGGCUACAGUUAUGGCUUCGGUUUCGUUAACUUCACCCGGGAGGAGGACGCGGCGCGGGCCAUCGACACAUUCAACGGGUACCAGCUCAGGAAUAAAAGGUUAAAGGUAUCAUACGCCCGGCCGUCUGGUGAAGACAUAAAGGAGACGAACCUCUACGUCACGAAUCUCCCGCGCGCCAUCACCGAGGAUCAACUCGAGACGAUAUUCGGCAAAUAUGGCCGCAUCGUGCAGAAACACAUUUUGAGGGACAAGAGCAAUGGUGCGCCGAGAGGGGUCGCCUUUGUCAGAUUCGACAAGCGGGAGGAGGCCCAAGAGGCGAUAGCGGCGCUCAAUAACGUGAUACCGGACGGCGGCACCGAGCCGCUUAGUGUCAAGGUGGCGGAGGAGCAUGGCAAACAGAAGGCUGCGUACUACGCCGGAUGGGCGGCGGGAUUCCACCAUAACAGAGGAGAUUACGCUUGGAACUGCGGCAGUUGUAUGGUGCCUGAACCGUGGGAACGUUUUCCAUCGCCUCCGCUAGGGGGCAGCCACCCCAACACACCUCGGAAUGGUUGCAGACCAAACUGCGCCAACAGGCUGGGAUUCCCCAACUAUAUGCCAGGGAAAGGCACCCCCAGAUCAGCCAGGGGAGGUAGAAACCCACCAUGGGCGCCAGGAUUCGAAGAAAGGUACAAGGGCCAGCGGUGCCGGAAUGGCCCAUCUCCUUAUUGGUAGUCAGACACAACCAUUGGAUUAAUAAUAGACGUAGAAAUACUUUUAAAGUUUCAUUCAAUUCUUAUAAUGUUAAGAAAGGAGGUAAUAAAGUUCGAACUCCUAUGUUCUUCUGAUAAAAUUCGUUGCGGGUUCCAAAACAGUCAGCCUAUCCCCGGGACUACUCAACCUUCACUGGUUGGGUUUCAUGGACAAACUGGAUCUUAGAUAGGAGUUGCAGUGGUGGGAAAGAGAGGUUGGAUUUGUCCUUGUCCCGUAAUUUUAAGAUAAAUAAAUGAUGUGCUAGUCUGUUUUAAGUGAUAAGACGUUGCGAUUGUAGAUCGUGUCAACUUGCGACAAAGUAUAGGUUUGCUUGCAUUUAAUUCUUAUUAAGUUUGGUGUCUGACGUCAAGUAGUAAGUAGUUGAGAGACAUGUCUUGGUAAAAAUCACAUGUCUCUAUUUGUCUCUAGUGUCUUCAAAGUAGUCCCUACCAUAUUUAUUAACACUUUCACAUCAUCAUGCAUUAAGUAGAAUUUUCAGAGCUUAGUAUGUCUACAUUUAUUAUUACUCCAAUUGGUUGAGUACUUGUGUACGAAGAUGGAAAUUAAAGACACAUGCAAGAUUGAUAAUGCAUCAGGAGUUUCUUUAAUUUAUACCUUGGCUAAAGUACAUUGUAGGUUACGAUCCGUUUCCGGGUUGAUAAGUGUGCUUCGUCCUUUAUUCCUACGGAAAAUCAUCUAUUAGAUCUCCAAGCCAAGGUGUUUAUGUCCUGGAAGUAUAUUUCUAUGUCUGCGUAGAUGUGUCUAAAUUUAAACCUUUUUUUAAGUAAUGAGUAUGAGAAGUUAGACCUCAUAACUGUAAAUAUUAUUUAAGGCAUAGCAGUUGAUUCAUUGUGUGAUUGUGUGUAUGCAAUUUGGAUAAUGUUUAGGUCACAUAGUGGAUUUUAAAUCUUUGCGGAAAGUUAUUGUAGUAUCCAUGAAAUAAAUAUACUAUCACAUUUUUUGUAUUUAAUGUACCUUGACUACGUUAGAAUAUUAAUUUGAACUAUUAACUAGAAAAUUCUAGAAACUUGACCUGACUACAUCUCUCUCACACCUUCCUGGUUUGUUUAAUGAGUGAGAGAGACCACUCCAGCAAUAAUUUACCUAAUGCAUGUUGACUUAUGUACUAAUAGAACAUUCAAUUAUAAACCAAAGUACUGCGUCCUAGAGAUCAUUUUGCACUAACAGUCAUCCGUCCUUGUUAGCUUUGCCCGGAGCAAAUGUUAUGGCUAAAAUAACGUUAGUACAAUUUUAUUUCCAGUAAUUAAUGAAGUAAUGAUAAAUUAAUUGUUCAUUUAUGAAACAUGUACCAUAUUAAUGGACGUUUUUACCAAUUUUUUGGGUAUGUACAGUAACCGGCAGAUUAACGUACCAUGACGUAGCGUAGCAAUGAAUAGGACUUUGUAUAGUUCCAAAUAGGGUUCAAAAUCAAAUUUGUCGUUAGUGGUAAUUUGAUUAUGCUAUAUUAUCAAUUAAAAUAAUUGCGUUGAUCACAAUUUAGUUUUGUCGAAGUUUUAAAGUCGUUUUAAGUUGUAUGUUGUGCGGUAUUUUUGUAUAAGAAACAGGCAGGUGCAUGUAUGAGCCUCAGAUCUUAUACAAAACAUGCACUUUACAUAGCUAUGUCGUCGGUUAAGUUCUAAAACCACGUUAAUCCUAAACUCGAACUUUGCUGUGUACAACUAGUACACCAUUUUGGUACUAAUACUCAAUUAUAGUUUCUUUUGGACUUUUUCUUGUGUAUGAUGGGUCCAAAUGACUCAUAAAACUACCUAGAUUUAGAUUUUCUAGCAAAUGAUGUAUGUGACGUAACAUACUACAUAUAAAAACGGCUCAAAAACAACUUACAUGAUUUUAGAACUUAACGGACGAACUAUGAAGUCUUUGCAUUUUUGUCAUCUAUUGUUUGAUGCGCAGAAGGGAUUUUAGUUUUUUCUCUUAAGACUUUGGUUUUAUUUUAUUCAGGCUGUUUUAACCUCUGGGUUUAGUUCGUUUUAUUUAAUUUAAGGUUUCAUUUUUUACAUUAUUUCUGUAUGUGGUCAUUCGAUUGAUGUGAAUUGAUAUCAGUUGAAGGGUAAAUUACAAUGCAUUCGCUUCGUAUUCUAUAAGUAACUUCCUUCUGUGAAGCGACUUCGAAAUUGAAUCUGUCACAAAUAUUCGCUUGGUCUAGGGGUCAGGUGACCCUUGUGGGGCACACAUAUGGUCAGUUUGCCCCUUUUUGUAUAAAAAUAAUGAUAACAUUUACUGAAAUAAUGAACUUAAUUUUAAUAAAAAUGUCAUUGAUCGAAUGACCGAUCUAUUCAGUAAAAACUUCAUUUAUUAUUGUAAAUUGAUUUUUUUACACAUUUUUCAUUUUAUUUGUUGUAAAGUAAUUAGAACGUCUAUUUUUCUUCUUUGUAUCAUAAUAAUAAACGUUGGAAGUGUGA
Molecule: messenger RNA, 3829 nt
Organism: Ostrinia nubilalis (European corn borer)
Lineage: Eukaryota; Metazoa; Arthropoda; Insecta; Lepidoptera; Crambidae
Gene: Sxl
Product: sex-lethal homolog
Exons: 8
Coding region: 375-1388 (337 amino acids)
Cellular component (GO): ribonucleoprotein complex
Molecular function (GO): RNA binding
Source: RefSeq, a predicted model, not a curated record